GCGCUAGUUUUUCAUUAAUAAUGAAUUUGUUUAAUUCCUUGACACUGUGGAGUCAACCAUCGUUCGUUCAGUAAAUUGCAAUUCGAGUUGCAGCUUUUAAGUCACUAUGAAUUCCCGAGGUGCAACCGUGCAAUACAGUAAUUUACAAAGUGCAUCCCACCGUGUGAUAAACGCUGAUCGAUUUAUCGUCAUGGUAACUCAAUAGCCAACAAACGAUCAGCCACGUCAAGUCAGUCUUGGCUUAGCAUUUGCCAUCUAAAAGCCGUAUAAAUUAUAAUGAAUAAAAAAUAUGCUUAAAAAGUGUAAACUUUUUCGAGCUAGGGAUUUAGUGUCUCUGAUGGGUCCGUGUUUUCUGCUCUGUCGUUUCUACGGAUUUUUCCCAUACAAGAUAAAGUCAAACAAUCGUGAAAUAGCAUAUUCGAAGUGGAGAUUCAUUUAUUCGUUUACAGCAAUCCUAACGUACAUUCUUCUGACAACAUAUAUUUCGAUACGUAGCUUCGAUACGGCCGACAAGUUAAAAUACUACAGUGUUCCCAGAUUAAUACAAGUAAAUUUAUAUCUAUUACUAACUACCCUGAUCUGCAUUCUUUCGUUGUUCUAUAUGAAAACCAAAUUGAAAUUACUUCAGCAACUCAAUGCCAUAUCUUGGACAUUUACCGAAAAAAAUUUCAUCCGAAUGUCCCGGGUGGUUCAUGGAAAGGACAUUUUUGGAAUUUUCAUACUGUCCGUACAAGCGUCAAAUAUUUAUUCACUGAACAAUAUAAAUACUGCGCAUAAAUGUCUCUUAAUGUAUUCGAUAAUAACGGUCUAUGCGCUCGACAUGCUAUACGUCAAUUGCGUCUACGUGCUUCGCGUCGGAUUCAAAAAUAUCAAUGAGAAUCUUCACGGACUUCGGCGUUACGUAAUAACAGAUAAACCGCAUCUUCUCCCAAGAGUCAAUCACCAGUGCCACAAUCCGAUAAUUCUACUGGAAUUGAAGGCACUCGAGGAGAGGCACCACACAUUGAGCGAAGCUGUACGGCAGCUGAACAAUGGAUUUGGCUUUCACGUUGGCACCACUUUAGUACUAACCUUUACCGAACUCAUUUUCAGUGUGUACUUUGUUAUUCUCAGGCAAGUCGGUAACGUAGAGAGUCACGUGAAGAAAAACGUUUGGUUGGGGUACUCCGUCAUGUGCAUAUUUUAUUAUUCGGUCAAGUUGUUUGCAAUAGUAUGGACGUGCGAGGCAACGAAAAACGAAGCACUACGCACGGGAAAUCUUAUUCACGAGAUGCUCAUUGACACUGCUGACUUUGACGUUAAGUACGAGCUGCAAACCUUCUCGUUGCAACUGCUUCACAGUAACAAUACUUUUGACGCCAAAGGAACUGUCAUAGACGCUAGGCUUCUCAAGGGUAUUUUCGGGGGAGUCGCAACGCAUCUUUUUAUCUUGAUUCAGUUUCUUCUGUCGUCGAAGAAAUAAACGAAAAAUAAUUUGAAACCAGUUGUAUUAGCCUUUGUUGUGGUCGAGUACCCUGAACUCUGAGUCGAGCGCCUGAGGAAUGGCAACAUUCUAUCUGCACUGUGUAUCAGGUGGACGGCCCUCAGGCGUGCGUUAUUUGAAUGAUGGAAGUAAUAAGUAUAUUAUUUAAUUGUGAGGAUGUUGGUACUGUAUUAACUGGUAGGUUAACACGAA
Molecule: messenger RNA, 1675 nt
Organism: Cephus cinctus (wheat stem sawfly)
Lineage: Eukaryota; Metazoa; Arthropoda; Insecta; Hymenoptera; Cephidae
Product: putative gustatory receptor 28b
Exons: 3
Coding region: 290-1462 (390 amino acids)
Biological process (GO): sensory perception of taste
Cellular component (GO): neuronal cell body; axon; membrane
Source: RefSeq, a predicted model, not a curated record